Messenger RNA from Larimichthys crocea (large yellow croaker), 1152 nucleotides. Its product is annotated as putative protein TPRXL. NCBI's taxonomy places the organism in Eukaryota, Metazoa, Chordata, Actinopteri, Sciaenidae. The record is from RefSeq and is a predicted model, not a curated record. The transcript is spliced from 7 exons.
AUGGCUGCGGGAAAGCCCCUCAUUAUUGUGCUCCGGAUGACAUUCCUCACUCUUCCAGUGUUUACCGUGGAAAGAGCUCUGUGCCAGCAAGCAGCUGCCUCUUCAUUAUCUGUCUUGCUUGGAGCAAUAUCUUCAUCAGUUUCUUCCUCUGGUUCAUCUGAAUCUUCCUCAGCUUCAUCUUCCCCAUCAGCUGAAUCUCCCUGGUUUCCAUUACAGUCCAUCUCAGUUCCCUCCUCUUUUUUGGAGCCUUCAACAUCGUCUUCAUCGUUGCCAUGGCUUCCAUUUGGGAUGUUAAUGCGUUCACAUGGUGUCACAUUUGUUUCUGUCUUUUCAUCAUCAUUCGUGGUGGCCUCCAUUCCUUCUGCACAAUCCUCUUCACUGCUAGCAGCAGUUUCCUCCACAUCUUCACUGGCUUCCACAUCCUGCUCUUUGUCAGAUUCAUGUUCAGUUGUGUCCGCCAAGUCUUCUGCUGCGUUUUCCUCUUCUGCAGCAGUGGUUUCACCAGCUUCUUCUUUCAUUUCAUCUUCACUUGUGGCAGCAAUCUCCUCAUCUCCAGCAACCUCAUCUUCAGUUGCGUCUGCUUCAGAUGGCUGUUUUGACACAAUCUCCUUUUCUACAACAAGCUCAUCUUCAUCAUUCUCCUCUGCAGUGUUGGCAUCUAAACUCUCUGCAAAAUCAUCGUCGCUGGUGGCAGCAGCCUCUUCAGCAUCUUCAAUUGCUGCCACAGCCUCCUCUUUGUCUGAUUCCUCAAUCUCUUUUUCUACAGCAAUCUCAUCCUCAGCUUCUUCAGCUGUGGCUGUGUCUUCAUUCUCAUCUGCACUUGUGGUAGCAAGCUCUUCUGUACCAUCAACUGCCCCCUCUUCCACCUCUUCAGAGUCAUCACUGGCUGUAUCAUCUACACUAAUGGCAGCAAUCUCUUCAUCAUGAUCAACUGUUCCUUCUUCCACAGCCUCUUCUUUGUCAGAUACGUCUUCACUUGUGAUUGCCCUGGUGGUCUCUACUGCUUUCCUCAACUGUGGCUGUGGCGUCAUCAUUGUCUGCCUGGGCUACCACAAUAGAUUCUUCAGAAUCACCUUUACCGGCAGUAGUGUCCUCUCUCUCUGUAACUGCCCCCGCUUCAAUAGCCUCCUCGUUGUCAGUUUCUUCUGCUAA